Messenger RNA from Syzygium oleosum, 1627 nucleotides. RefSeq lists its product as uncharacterized. The record is from RefSeq and is a predicted model, not a curated record. Gene Ontology annotation, biological process: defense response. Lineage: Eukaryota; Viridiplantae; Streptophyta; Magnoliopsida; Myrtales; Myrtaceae. Gene Ontology annotation, cellular component: extracellular region. The transcript is spliced from 6 exons. Bases 149 to 1270 code for a protein of 373 amino acids.
ACUUGUCUUCCCCUCUCUCUCUCUCUCCCUCUCCCUCUCCCUCUCUCUCUCAGCCUUCGCCGUCUGAAUUCAUCGGAAAGCCUUCGAUUAUCCCCUUCUGAUUUCUGAAAUAGCAAUCUCAAAGCGAUCGGCAGUUUUUGAACAAUCUAUGGGAGAUAUCUUUUUUUGGAAAAAAUCCAUGGGAUCUAUUUACCUGGAUGCAUUUAUCACAACUUUCAGCUACUUCAUCGGAACUGCGACUUGGCGGCGCUUGGGAAAGACGCCAUCGGCCACCUCCAAAGUCGCCCCCGAUGCCCAGAAGGACCUUAAGAAGAGAGAGGAUUUCCUUCCUGUGCAGAAACAUUGCUCGGGUGGCGAUGGCCAGCAAGACAAGAAGGGAAUUGACGUGCUGAGGACGGGAUCAGCUGGUGGUGGAAGAGGCAAGAAUGGCCACUCAAAGGUUGUAGUUUCAGCAUUGGAGGGGGCAAUUGGUGAACAACCAGUGCAUUCUGGUGGUCUGGCAAAUGGUAGUGGUGCAAGUGGAGCGGAUCCCAAGAUGAAAAAGCCUGCUGCUCCACCCUCUUGGUACGGUCACAAAUUUGGCAGUUGCAAGGAAAAUGGAGAGAUGGCAUCUGGAGAAGAAAGGUCUUGGUCAGUGAAACUUCUGGCGGUGUUACUAUUCUUAUUUGGAAAAAUGCCUGUCCUUGCUUCAGCGGAUUUUACGCUUGUGUAUCAAAAUGAUUGCCCGAUACCGAUAUUCCCAUCACUGAUUCCUACCGGCGGUUCUCCAAAAUUAUUCGAUAGAACCAGUCUCAGUGCAAUUGGUCCAAAUAUAGUACAGUCAUAUACUUUGCCAGAUGGGUGGGAAGGCAUUGGCCUUUUCGGUACUGGAUGCAUUUCUGAUGGAUCGGGCAGUCGCAAUUGCGCCACCGGUAAUUGCGAAGGCAGGGAUUGUACUGCAGAGGACAGUCCGGUGGCAACAACUUUCAUCAUUUUCAGCGACGGUUCCAUCGCUAUGUCCGCGGAUAGGGGGUAUAAUGUCGGACUUGAGAUUGAAGGAAUGCAUGUUGGCUGUGGACCGUCUGCAAGCUGCAAAGCACAGUUGGGGAGCUGCCCAAAUAAUCUGAGGGUAUUAAACAGUUCAAGAGCUGUGGUUGGAUGCAACCCAGGAACGGGGCUACAUUUCUCUGAGAAUCAAUGCACCAUCCCCGGGGAUUACAGUGCUUCCACGGUGAAAUUCACUUGUCCAAUGAAGAAUCCCAUUAUAAAGAUUAAAGCGUCAUGCCAAUAGUAAACACGCAAAUAUAGGUUGAACGAGGAUUCUGUGCAGUAACAUGAACUUCUAAUAAAGGUUGUUUGGAAAUACUAUUUGGACAGUUGACGCUGGGCCUCCUUGUUAGUCCUGGGAUUUGCUCUAUGCUUUUGAACUUGAACCUCUUGGUGAAUCGUCUAGUUUCCGAGAGAAUUUGCAAUCAGCAUCUGUGCUACUGCGUGAAAUGUUUGUAACAGUACGGAUGAACUGAGGGAGAACACGGUACUAUGCAGUUAGAGAAGCAGUCGUUAGGAACGCAGCCUAGUGAGCAAUAGUUUUUACAGUUGGAAUUAAGAUGGACUCGAUUUAGAGACUUAAGAUUAAACACUUUAUCAG